AUGAUUCUUGCCGAAGAGCUUAAAAAACGUGGACAUACCGUAUGGCUUGGUGUACAUCGACGUUAUCAAGACAUAGUAAAAGCUGCUGGUAUCGAUACAGUUGAAAUCGGUGGUGAUCUAGAAUAUUUUUUAUCGACAACCCCAGAAGGAAUCGAACUUCGACGGAAUCCAAGUAUUCUAAAAAUGGGAUUAGUAAAACGUACAUUUCAACCAAUAAUUGAAGAAUGGUUUAAUGGAAUUCUGUCUGGUAUAAAAGAUGCUGAUCUAAUUGUUCUAACCGUUGCGUCUAUUUUUCCUGGAUUAAGUUGUAUUGAGAAAUUUCCUAAUAUUAGAGCAAUUGGAAUCUACACAUUUCCAGUGACACGAACAGCUCACUUUUCGCCGCCUGGUUUAGGUGGGAAAAGUGGUAGUUUGUUCAAUUGGACCAAUUUAAUGAAAUGGAAAAUAGUCGACUUUACUAUGUCAAGCAUUUAUAAUGAUAAACUCAAUGAACUUCGUGCCACUAAAGAUUUACCACCAAUGAAAUUAAAUUAUGAUCGAAUGACUCGAUCCCUCUUUCGUAAGCCAUUGGUAUCUGCAACGAUCUAUUCCAAAUAUUUACUACCAUGUCCAUCCGAUUGGUACGAAAAUGAUCAUAUGGUCGGUCCAAUACUUGAAAAAGAAAAUGAGAAUUUUCAACCACCAGCUCCUAUUCUUGACUUCUUGACCAAAUGGGAAAACGAAAAGAUUAUAUAUGUUGGUCUUGGAUCAAUGAUGGGUACCAUGUUUGGAGCAGAUGAACAAAUGGAAUUUAUACGCAAAAUUUUAUUGGCUCUUGAUAGAAAUAAUUGUAAAGCAGUUAUAUCAUUAGUUGGAUUUAAAAACAAAGAUGCCAGAAAGUUAUCCACUACUGAUAAUAUAUUUUAUUUGACACAUGCCAUUCCACAUUCUUGGCUAUUUCUUUAUAUGUCAGCGACAAUUCAUCAUGGUGGUGCCGGUACAACACAUACAAGUCUUUCGUAUGGAUUGCCUACAUUAGUAUUAUCUUUUGCAGCUGAUCAACCAUUUAACGGUGAUCGAAUAUUUAUCAAUAGAUUAGGACCAAGAUCUAUUCCCAUACGUCAAACCAAUGUGAAGAAUUUAACUAAUGCAAUUCGUGAUCUUAUGAUUGACAAUUAUAAUAUUUAUAAAACCAGUGCUAAAAAGAUUAGCGAAUUAAUUAAAAAUGAAGAUGGACUUAGUCAUUGUGUUCGUCUUAUAGAAGCAGAGCUAACAGAAUAA
Messenger RNA from Rotaria sp. Silwood1, 1260 nucleotides. NCBI's taxonomy places the organism in Eukaryota, Metazoa, Rotifera, Eurotatoria, Philodinida, Philodinidae. The record is from the annotation of a GenBank genome assembly.